AUGUCUAGUGACGAAAAACGUCUGGACAAGGUAAACGUCACGGACUCUAAUUCCUAUGGUUCUCACGAAGAGAUAGGUCAAGAAAAGGGCUUUUGGAAGCGCCUGCUCGAGGUCCUCGAAGUUCAUAAGACAGCUCAUCACGAAACUGUUAAAGAGACCUUCCUUUUCAACCAUGACUUAAAGCCCGUAGAGGCGGAGCGUCGUGUUUGGUCAUGGUUCAACUUUGUGUACUUUUGGAUUGCUGAUUGUUUCAACAUCAACACCUGGCAAGUUGCGGCAACCGGAUUGCAACUGGGACUCAGCUGGUGGGAAACGUGGCUCACAGUUUGGAUUGGUUACACUAUUGUGGCUGUUUUUGUGGUGCUGGUUGCAAGGAUCGGGUCUGUUUAUCACAUAUCAUUCCCAAUUGUAGCUAGAUCCUCGUUUGGGAUCUUCUUUUCACUGUGGCCCGUUUUAAACCGUGUGGUUAUGGCUAUUGUGUGGUAUUCCGUUCAAACAUGGAUCGCUUAUGCCCCCGUGUCUUUGAUGCUCAAGAGUAUUUUUGGCUACAAUUUGCCAAAUCGUAUACCAGACCACAUUAACAGCCCCAACGCCACCACUUACCAAUUCAUGUGCUUCUUUAUUUUCUGGGUCGUCCAAUUGCCAUUUGUUUACGUCCAUCCACAUCAAAUCCGUCAUUUGUUUACAGUAAAGGCGUGCUUGGUUCCAUUCGCAGCUUUCGGCUUUUUGAUCUGGGCAUUGGUGAAGUCCCACGGCCAUAUUGCCCUGGAAUCUCUUGUGCAAGGACCCCCACUAACUUCAAGUGAUCGUGGGUGGGCAUGGAUCCAAGGCAUCUUGGCCUGUGUCGGUAAUUUUGCUACACUGAUUGUCAAUGCACCAGAUUUCUCGCGUUUUUCCAAGACCAAGAAUUCUGCUACAUUCUCUCAAGCAUUCUCCAUCCCAUUUUUCUUUUCUAUUACGUCCUUGAUUGGUAUCAUUGUCACUGCUGCGGCAUACAAUGUCUACCAGGUCAACUACUGGUCUCCAUUAGACGUUCUCGACAGGUUCUUGGGUGAUGGACAGACAAAGGGUGAGCGUGCUGGUGUGUUUCUCAUCUCUUUUGUUUUCGCAGUUGCGCAAUUGGGUACCAACAUCAGUGCAAACUCCCUGUCUGCUGGUACGGACAUGACGGCACUCCUGCCCAAAUUCAUCAAUAUUAGACGUGGUGGUUUCAUUUGCGCUGGUUUAGCGUUAUGCAUUUGCCCUUGGAAUUUGAUGUCCAGCUCGAGCAAGUUUACCACGGCAUUGGGCGCGUAUGCUAUCUUCCUAAGUUGCAUUAGUGCCGUCAUGGUGGCCGAUUACUACGUUGUCAGACGGGGCAAGUUGGACUUGCAACACUUGUACUGUGCCGACAAAGAUGUCUCGAUCUACAUGUACGGCAACAGAUUUGGCGUCAACUGGAGGGCUCUGGUUGCCUAUCUUUGUGGUCUUGUUCCAAAUAUGCCAGGGUUUGUCGGGACCGUCGGCGACAAUAUCUACGUACCCAUGGGUGCUAUCAAGCUUUACUAUUUGAACUAUCUGAUUGGAUUCCUUGUCUCAUUCCUAAUCUUCAUUGUCCUCAACUACUUCUUCCCAGCUCCUGGCACGCCUGUGAGCAACAUUUUCAAGAAGAACGAAUGGAUGGAAUCUUUCCAGGAUGUCGAAUUCUUCCGUGAAGAAAGAGAUGCUUUCAACAAAGAACUACACCUUGACGUCGUUUCUUCCAGAAUCGGGGAAGGCGAAGAAGACCCUGCUAUGGCCUUCGUGGUUCGCAGUCGCGAUACAAUUUCAGGAAAAAGGGCCUAA
Lachancea dasiensis is the source of this 1824-nucleotide messenger RNA. Lineage: Eukaryota; Fungi; Ascomycota; Saccharomycetes; Saccharomycetales; Saccharomycetaceae. The record is from the annotation of a GenBank genome assembly.